This is a messenger RNA of Babesia bovis T2Bo, 451 nucleotides long. RefSeq lists its product as uncharacterized. Gene Ontology annotation, molecular function: calcium ion binding. Gene Ontology annotation, cellular component: myosin II complex. NCBI's taxonomy places the organism in Eukaryota, Apicomplexa, Aconoidasida, Piroplasmida, Babesiidae. The record is from RefSeq and is a predicted model, not a curated record. Bases 13 to 435 code for a protein of 140 amino acids. The transcript is spliced from 4 exons.
GAUUACUAAAAAAUGACGAUUGACGUUAGCCCCUCGGCUCUACAGACACUGUUCAAGUCAUAUUCCGGUGGCAAGAAUGUAAUGAACUCUAGUAAUGUAGAUGAUCUAGUAAGAGAAUUGGGGUUCGCUCCAUCUAUAAGUGAAUUAGAUGCUUUCAAGCAGAAAUCAGGGCCGACAUGUACACCUGAACAGAUAAAGGAACUAGUCGACACCCUAGAGCACCCGGAAGACACAAGGGAAAACUUUCUCAAGUUCUUCAAGUUCUACGACACCAAUAACACUGGUACCGUCAGUAGAGAUAUUCUAGAAAAGCUGCUGACAAAUGUUGGUGAACCAUUGACACAGGAAGAAAUUAGUGCUUUCUUCAAGAAGACGUGCCCAACUGGUGACCAAAUACCUUACGAGCAGCUGAUUAACAACCUCUUGCUGAAGUAAACUGCUCUCGUAAUAU